This is a messenger RNA of Xenopus laevis (African clawed frog), 2885 nucleotides long. It is a transcript of the gene zyx.S, whose product is annotated as zyxin S homeolog. The transcript is spliced from 9 exons. Gene Ontology annotation, cellular component: cytoskeleton; cytoplasm; stress fiber. The record is from RefSeq and is a predicted model, not a curated record. Bases 16 to 2166 code for a protein of 716 amino acids. Gene Ontology annotation, biological process: integrin-mediated signaling pathway; transforming growth factor beta receptor signaling pathway; signal transduction. NCBI's taxonomy places the organism in Eukaryota, Metazoa, Chordata, Amphibia, Anura, Pipidae.
GCGGGGCGAGCACAUAUGCGAUGGGGCGGCGCUCAGAAACCACAAACUCCACCCAAACCUUUCUGUACAAGCCCCGCCCAUCCUGCCCUGCGCCUCUCAUUCUCUCUGUUUCACCGCUCAGUCUCCCGCACCCACCGGCACCGAGAGCUCUGGGAUCGCACGAACCCCAUUACCAUGGACCCAGCGGCUCCUGCCACCCGGAUGACGUCCUCCUUCACCAUCAACAUUUCAACCCCAUCCUUUUAUAACCCCCCAAAGAAAUUUGCACCUGUGGUUCCGCCCAAGCCCAAGAUUAACCCAUUUAAGGCCCCGGAAGAGCCACAGUCUUUAGUUCCUCAGGAGAAUUCUGCUGGGCCUGGGCUGCACCAGGCGUUUGUGGGGAAAGUUGGGGAAAUGCCCCCUGGGGUUGACCAUGACGAUUUUGUCCUGCCUCCACCACCACCGAGUGAGGAAUCAAUCUCACCCCCCAGCUCUUCUUUCCCCCCACCCCCACCCUCUUUUGGAGAUGAGGGACUGGGUUCUCCCUCUGGUGGUUCAUUCCCACCCCCUCCCCCACCUGAGUUUUCCGAGCCCUUCCCACCUCCCAUAGAGGAAUUCUUUCCUUCUCCGCCCCCGCUGGAGGAAUGUGUGAGUGACACUCAGGACCUCCCUGUACCAGUCCCGCCUCCCCCUCCUCCUCCUCUUCCUUCCCCACCUGCUCCUCCUCCUCCUAGACCUUCUGCUCCUUGCGAGGCACCCAAACCUGCACCAGUUUUUCCCAAGUCGCCUCCUCCUCCUGCUUUCCCUAAACCCGAGCCCCCAUCUGUGGCCCCCAAGGCUGCAUCCUCCGUUUUCAUCCCUAAGCCCAGUGCCCCAAUGGCAGUUGCCCCAAAGCCUCUUGCCCCCCCACCUGUUGCUGCUAAACCCUCUGGCCCAGUCUCUUUUGCACCCCCAUCACCUGCUCCUCACACUUUCUCUCCUGCCCCUUCUGCCCCUGCUCAGACGUUCUCCCCUAAGACAGUUACAUUUUCACCCAAAUCUGCACCUCAUACAUUUAUGCCAAAGCCUUCGGCCCCAGUGACAUACCCCCAAAAAACCACAGAACCCCCAGCAGAAGCAUCUCAGUCAAGUCCCAAAGUGACACCUGCAGCCAAACAUGAAGCUCCUCCCCCUACAGUUCCAUCAGGGGGUCGAGCACCCGGGUUCAGCUUUGCACAGCAGCGAGAGAGACCCCGAGUCCUGGAAAAGCCAAGAGCAAAUCUUCAGGGGUCAGAACCAGAACAUGAGCCUACGGUGGAGGUCCAAGUGGAGAGAACGAGAAGUUUGGGGCCACAGACAGAGAGUGGGAGAAGCCCAGGAGCUCAGUCCACUGGGGGAAAGGACAUGAAACCCCUCCCUGAAGGACUAAGGAGCCAAAAGCCAAUGUCUGACGGGAUCCACAGAACCGGAGGACAGCACAGUGGCCACAAAGUGACCGGGCAGCAGGACCAAACGUUGGGCUCCCAAGGGCUGAACAUGAAGGAGGUAGAGGAGCUGGAGAUGUUGACCCAACAGCUCAUGAGAGAGAUGGACAAGCCACCUACAGCCGAGGCGCACUCUAUGGAACUCUGUGGCUUCUGUGGGCGGGGCCUGUCUCGGACAGAAACGGUUGUACGAGCUGGAGAGCAUUUAUACCACGUGGCGUGUUUCACCUGCUCCAGGUGUGAUCAGCAGCUCCAGGGGCAGCAGUACUACGAGAGCGCGGGCAAGCCGCUGUGUGACGAGUGUUACCAGGACACACUCGAGUGCUGCGCUGUUUGUGACAAGAAGAUCACAGAGCGUUUGCUGAAGGCCAUUGGGAAAUCCUAUCACCCCUCGUGUUUCACUUGUGCCGUGUGUAAGUGCUCCCUCCAGGGCGAACCCUUCAUUGUGGACGACAACAAACUGCCGCACUGUGUGAACGACUAUCACCGGCGAUACGCCCCCCGCUGUUGUGUUUGUGGAGACCCCAUUGCCCCAGAACCCGGGCGGGACGAGACAGUGAGGGUGGUGGCGCUGGAGAAGAACUUCCAUAUGAUGUGCUACAAGUGUGAGGACUGCGGUUGCCCCCUCUCCAUUGAGGCGGAUGAUGCCGGCUGCUUCCCUUUGGACGGCCAUGUUUUGUGCAAGAAGUGCCACACUGUUCGUGCCCGCGCUGCCCUGGGAUGACCCCCCACUUCCUAGUUCUGGCUACAGAAUCCAGCAAAUCAUCAUUCUGUGGCCCUCAAGACUCUGGGACCCUUCUGACACUCCGGCCGCCUUGCUGCUUCUCACGUAGUCCAGCCAUUAGCCACUUUCAGCUUCAGUGGCAGAUCCUGGUGGGCAGCUGCUGGUUUGCUGCUAGUACAUAGAUUAUGUGGCAGUUAGCUGGGAAGCUCAUCUCAUUGCUUGCACUCUCUCUGCCCUCCAUCUAUGCACGCCACUAUUACAGGGCACCCCACAGGGCAGUUCUUUUUUUAUGGUGGAAGGGGGGGACUGGCUGUGAAGGUUCCAGCAGGGUCUAACUCCUGCCCCGGGCACAGAGAGGGGCCGAGGGGGGAUGCUUGAUUAUGAGAAGGAAUGCAUCGAUGCGCCACAAAUGAUUUUUUAUGGUGUGUCGGAUUUUUUUUCCUGUUUUUUUUUUUUUUUUAUGGGGGGGAUUUUAUUGACCAAUAAACUCUUUUGUACAAACAGUCGUUUGUCAGUUAGGAUUUCCUGUCCAAUGGGAGAGCAUUUCUUCUCUGAAAGUCUGUCUGUCCUAUUAUUCUGUGUGGGGUUUGGCACAUUCUGAUUGGUUCCCUGAGUAAACGCACCUGCCAUGUAAAGUGUUUGCCCCCCUCUAGUCAGUGCUGUAUGACAAACAAAGGGUUAAUAUGUUUGGUUGACGAGAAAUAAACCAGUGGCACCUC